This is a messenger RNA of Trametes versicolor FP-101664 SS1, 2801 nucleotides long. Its product is annotated as DNA helicase. Gene Ontology annotation, biological process: nucleotide-excision repair; transcription initiation at RNA polymerase II promoter. Gene Ontology annotation, molecular function: hydrolase activity; ATP binding; DNA binding. Bases 94 to 2673 code for a protein of 859 amino acids. Gene Ontology annotation, cellular component: transcription preinitiation complex; transcription factor TFIIH holo complex; nucleotide-excision repair factor 3 complex. The transcript is spliced from 15 exons. Lineage: Eukaryota; Fungi; Basidiomycota; Agaricomycetes; Polyporales; Polyporaceae. The record is from RefSeq and is a predicted model, not a curated record.
CGACGGCCAGUAGUCGAUCUUCUCGUUACUUGGCAAAUAUCUAUCUGGCGUGGUACCGUGUUUGUUCCUUGUUGGAAAGUAUAAGGCAUAGAAAUGGCGAGCAAGAGGGCAGCAGAAGGUCCUGCGGAUUCUUUCAACCCUGCGAAGAGGUCCAGGAAGGGCAAAGAUGAUGAGGACUAUGCUGAGACGGAUAACUUGGACGCUGUCGAGAUUCAGUCGCCCCCAGACACGCCUUCCACCACUCGCGGCGCCAAGAUUAACGUCAGUGCGCUCACACGCAAGCUGGCGGAAGCGCGACACCAGAGAGUGCAGGAGGAGGCCCACCAAGAGUCGAGCUUGACCGCGCACAGGCGACAGCAGGACGCUCUCGUCUCACAUAUAUUCCAUGACCUGGACUUCUCGUGGCUACAUCUCAAGCCAGACCACGCCUCGCGUCCGCUUUGGAUCAGCCCAGAGGAUGGCCACAUUAUCCUCGAGGCCUUCUCCCCCAUCGCGGAACAGGCGCAGGACUUCCUGGUAGCCAUUUCUGAGCCUGUCAGCAGACCCGCCUUCAUCCACGAAUACAAGCUCACUCACUACUCGCUAUACGCCGCGGUAUCUGUUGGACUGCAAACAGAGGACAUCAUAGAAGUGCUGAACCGCUUGUCAAAGGUACCGGUACCCGACAGCAUAGCCGACUACAUCCGCGAGCGUACUCUUUCAUACGGCAAGGUCAAACUCGUCCUCAAGCACAACAGAUACUUCGUCGAGUCCAGUCAUCCCGAAACCCUACAAAUCCUGCUGAAGGACAAGAUUAUUCGAGAAGCUCGCGUACACACACAAGUCGUCGACACCAGUAUACGGGCAGCGACGUUUACUACUUCGAAGGCCCCAGUAAAGGGCAACCUUGUGAUUCCUGGCAUCAAGGAAGGCGAGAAGAAGAAGGAUGAUUUGUUGACAAAUGGCAAGAACGGGUCGAAGACCGACGCUGAGCUGUUCACUUCGGUGGUUGGUGUCGACAACGACGAAGUCGAUGAGGACGACGACAACGUUCAUGCCUUCGAGAUUGACGAUGCGAAGAUCGAUGAUGUCAAGAAACGAUGUAAUGAGCUUGAAUAUCCCAUGCUGGAAGAAUACGACUUCCGCAACGACACUGUUAAUGCAAAUCUGGACAUCGACCUGAAACCGUCUACCGUCAUUCGUUCAUAUCAAGAGACGAGCCUGAGCAAAAUGUUCGGUAACGGGCGUGCCCGGUCGGGGAUUAUCGUGCUACCCUGUGGUGCUGGUAAAACGCUUGUGGGCAUCACUGCAGCCUGCACGAUCAAGAAGUCGUGUCUCGUUCUCUGUACCUCUUCGGUAUCCGUGAUGCAGUGGCGGCAGCAGUUCAUGCAAUGGUCGAACGUUACCGACAAGCAAAUUGCCGUCUUCACUGCGGAGUCGAAGGAAAAGUUCGCUGGCGAGAGCGGUAUCGUGGUGUCGACUUAUUCCAUGGUCGCGAACACGCACAACCGUUCGCAUGAGUCAAAGAAGAUGAUGGAGUUUCUGACGUCCCGCGAGUGGGGUUUCAUUCUGCUCGACGAGGUCCAUGUCGUGCCCGCUGCUAUGUUCCGCCGGGUCGUUACGACAAUCAAAGCCCACGCGAAACUCGGGCUUACCGCGACACUUGUCCGGGAGGACGACAAAAUUGCGGACUUGAACUACAUGAUCGGGCCGAAGCUGUAUGAGGCGAACUGGAUGGACCUUGCCGCAAAGGGCCAUAUCGCAAAUGUGCAGUGUGCCGAGGUGUGGUGCCCCAUGACCCCUGAGUUCUAUCGGGAGUACCUCCGAGAGCAGUCGCGCAAGCGCAUGCUGCUCUACUGCAUGAACCCCAAGAAGUUCCAGGCGUGCCAGUUCCUCAUCAAGUAUCACGAGGACCGCGGCGACAAGAUCAUUGUCUUCUCUGACAACGUGUUCGCGCUUGAGGCUUACGCCAAGAAACUUGGGAAGCUAUAUAUCCACGGUGGCACGGGUCAGACAGAACGCAUGCGCAUCCUGCAGUGGUUCCAACACAGCCCGGAGGUCAACACUAUCUUCCUUUCGAAGGUCGGCGAUACGUCGAUCGACCUGCCAGAGGCGACGUGUCUCAUACAGAUUUCCUCCCACUUCGGUUCGCGGCGGCAAGAAGCACAACGACUCGGGCGUAUCUUGCGUGCAAAGCGGCGUAACGACGAGGGCUUCAACGCGUUCUUCUACUCGCUCGUCUCCAAGGACACACAGGAGAUGUUCUACAGCACGAAGCGGCAGCAGUUCCUGAUCGACCAGGGCUACGCGUUCAAGGUGAUCACGCACCUCGACGGGCUCGACGACCUGCCCUCGCUCGUGUACAAGUCGCGCGACGAGCAGAUCGAGCUGCUCUCGUCCGUGCUGCUCGCGAACGAGAGCGAGGCGGACCUCGGCACGGACGUGCGCGCGGGGGAGGGCGACCUCGCCGGCACGAUCACGUCCAAGGACUUUGGGAUGCCGACGAAGAUGCCCGCGGUGCAGCGCACGACCGGCUCGCUCACCGCGCUCAGCGGCGCGCAGCACAUGUCGUACGUCGAGCAGAACAAGUCUGCGAACAAGAAGCUCGCGCGCGAGGUCGCCCCGCGCCACAAGCUGUUCGCGAAGCGUGACAAGGACAAGGCGACAGCGCGGAAGGAGGCCAGGAAGCCGUAAACGCUCGAGGCGGCUGCCGUCGGACUUUGGUCGUGGUAUCCUUGGCCAGCACUGGUCACGGAGCCCUUAGGACAUGUGUAGUAUAUUCCAGAUGCAUAAUCAAUGGUACGGAAGAGUGUAAUAUCCCA